This is a messenger RNA of Lodderomyces pseudojiufengensis, 1011 nucleotides long. RefSeq lists its product as uncharacterized. The record is from RefSeq and is a predicted model, not a curated record. The coding region runs from base 1 to 1011 and encodes 336 amino acids. Lineage: Eukaryota; Fungi; Ascomycota; Pichiomycetes; Serinales; Debaryomycetaceae. Gene Ontology annotation, cellular component: cytosol; cytoplasm; eukaryotic translation initiation factor 3 complex. Gene Ontology annotation, molecular function: protein binding; metallopeptidase activity; translation initiation factor activity. The transcript has a single exon.
AUGCCUAAUAGUAAUACCAAAUAUCAGCCUUCCUCAAUCAAUACGAUAUCUAUAUCAUCAUCUGUUUUAUUAUCAUUACUCAGACAUACAUCAGAACAUUAUCCAGCAUUAUUUUCAGGUGCUUUAUUAGGAUUUGAAGAUGAAACAACAAUAGAUAUAACUCAUGCUUUCCCAUAUCCAUAUCCAGAUCAAUAUGAAGGUGGAUCAUUUAAAUCAAGAUCAGGAAGUCAAUAUCAAAAAGAUUUAUUAGAAAAUUUUAAAAAAUUAGGUUAUGGUAUUGAAUUUCAAGGUUGGUUUCAAUCAACUAUUUCUGGAAAUUUUAUAACUUCUCAAUUAAUUGAAGGAUUAGCUCAACAACAAUUAAAUAAUUCAAAUAUUUUUAUAUUAAUUCAUGAUAUGUCAAGUAUAAAUCAAGAAAUAAGUUUAAAAGCUCUUAGAUUAUCUACGGGUUUUAUGAAUACUUAUACAGAAGGAAAAUGGAAAUCAAAAGAUUUAGAAAAAAAUAAAUUAUCAUAUUUAAAUAUAUUUGAUGAAUUAGAAUUAAAUAUACAGAAUCAAGAAUUAAUAAACUUGUUUUUAACUUCUCAAUCACAGCAAUCAUCAUCACCAACAACAAAACAAACAGAAUCAGAAUUACAAAUAUUAAAUCUUUUAUCAAAUUCAAAUUCUACUUCACAAUUAUUAGAAUCAUUAUAUUCACAAGUAGAUUCUUUCAAUUAUGAUCAAAAUAAUUUUAAUUAUUAUCAAAGACAAUAUCAAAAAGAAAGUUCAAAAAUUCAACAAUGGAAACAACAAAGAAAAUAUGAAAAUUUAGAAAGGGCAAAAAAUGGAGAAAAAGAAAUUGAAAAUAAUGAUGAUUGGAAAAAUAUUUUUAAAUUACCUAUUGAACCUUCAAGAAUGAAUAAUCUUUUACAUAGUUCUUCUAUUGAAAUUUUAGCUGAUGAUAUUUUAAAAAAAUGUGAUGAAGAAUUACAAAAAUCUUUUGUUAUUAAUAAAAAAUUAACUUUAUAG